AUGGGCCUGAGCUACUCCAGGGCUCAUCAUAAGGUGACAAAAGUGGCACCAGUGCAAACCAAAGAGGAGGUGCCUACUUCUCCUUGCACUGCUGCGGUGUGUGGAUUUCACAAUACCCUGGAAGAGAGACGUUUAUGCUCCUUUGCAGCCAUGGAGGAGAGAAAUCCAGUGUUUCAAAGGCAGCUUCCACCCCUAAGAGAAACUCUGUAUGGCAGAUGCUCCACAGUGCCCAGACCCAUUUCUUUUGACAUCAUGAUGGAAACGGGAGAAACAAGUAUUAUUAAACAGCAUCCACCUCGAAGACUCCAAAAGCUGGAACCCGCUGACCUUCCACAAGUAAUCACUUCUGAAAAGCUCCUCAGCCAGCAGGAAGGGGCAGCAGCCCGAAAAGCAAAGGAGCUGGAGAAGCGAGUGCAAACUGCAAAAUAUACGUCUGGAAGACGACAGCACUUACACAAGCUGCAGAUGUUAGAAAUGAACCGCAAGCGAGAAGAGAUGAAUCAUUUACAAAGCCAGGAGGAACUGAAGAGAAGUCUUCACAGGGAGGAAAAAAUCAACAAACAAAAAACGAGGGAGCUCAAGGCUAAGAAAGUCCUCGAAAAUCUUCAGAGAAACAAUUGCUCUGAAGGUGAAGACCUUGUCCCCAUUGAGCAUGAUCAAACUUUUAAUGGAGACCAGGGAAAUACAUGGGAUGGAGAAUUCUUGGAGCGACACGAGAUGGCUGAAUCCUAUCCCAGCCAGAGCAGUAAAGUGGAAAUGUGGUUCGUAAAGCAUCAGGAGCCACAAGCUCUAUUUUGGGACAGCUCUAGCACUGACUCGGAUGACUGGAAAAGAGAAGAGAGGAAGCUGGGUCGCAGACCUGCACUAGUGAGAACCAAGACGGAGAGAAUCCCUCUGUUUGAUGAGUUCUUUGAUAAGGAAUUCUAG
This is a messenger RNA of Emys orbicularis (European pond turtle), 927 nucleotides long. RefSeq names its product coiled-coil domain containing 198 (gene CCDC198). The record is from RefSeq and is a predicted model, not a curated record. The coding region runs from base 1 to 927 and encodes 308 amino acids. The transcript has 6 exons. NCBI's taxonomy places the organism in Eukaryota, Metazoa, Chordata, Testudines, Emydidae.